Messenger RNA from Hylaeus volcanicus, 10957 nucleotides. RefSeq names its product F-box/LRR-repeat protein 20. Gene Ontology annotation, biological process: SCF-dependent proteasomal ubiquitin-dependent protein catabolic process. The record is from RefSeq and is a predicted model, not a curated record. NCBI's taxonomy places the organism in Eukaryota, Metazoa, Arthropoda, Insecta, Hymenoptera, Colletidae. Gene Ontology annotation, cellular component: SCF ubiquitin ligase complex. Gene Ontology annotation, molecular function: protein binding. Bases 123 to 1661 code for a protein of 512 amino acids. The transcript is spliced from 9 exons.
UUCAGUAGACUCGGCCAUUUCUCUUACGAAGCGUAGCAACUCGUUCGGCCGCGACAUUUUUUUCCCACUGACGACCGUGCGGGUAUUCCCGGAAGCUUUGCAAAAUAACGCGACGCAAAAGGAUGAUACACUCCGGGCGCACCAGGCUCGAGAAAAAAGUAAGUCGCGUGGGCGUAGGAGGAGGGGGCCAGGUCGGGCAAGGGGUGCAACCGGUCGAGGAGUCUGGUGCAAGUGGUCAGUGGUGGAGGCAACAGCAUCCAUCGUAUCAUCAUCAUCAUCAUCACCAACACCAUCACCAUUAUCACCAUCAGCCCGGUUAUUACACGUCGCAAUCGCACACUCACAACAAUCCUGUCACUACCAUGAAGCAGUCUUACAUGCAGCUAACAUGGGUGUUUCAUGACGACGAGGCGCAGAUAAAUAAGAAACUGCCAAAAGAAUUGCUGCUUAGAAUUCUCUCGUAUCUGGAUGUGGUGUCGCUAUGCCGGUGCGCGCAAGUAAGCAAAGCCUGGAAUGUAUUGGCGCUAGACGGAUCCAAUUGGCAGAGAAUCGAUCUCUUCGAUUUCCAACGAGAUGUGGAGGGAUCAGUUAUAGAGAAUAUAUCAAGACGAUGCGGCGGUUUCCUGAGGCAGCUGUCCCUCAGGGGAUGCCAGAGCAUCGGGAAUAAUUCCAUGCGCACGUUGGCUCAGUCCUGUCCCAAUAUCGAGGAGCUGAACCUGAGCCAGUGCAAAAAGAUCUCAGACGCCACCUGCGCGGCUCUCAGCAGCCACUGUCCGAAACUCCAACGAUUGAACUUGGACUCGUGCCCCGAGAUAACGGACAACUCCCUGAAGGAUCUCUCGGAUGGUUGUCCACUUCUCACUCACAUCAACCUGUCCUGGUGCGAAUUGCUUACCGACAAGGGAGUCGAGGCGUUGGCGAGGGGCUGCCCAGAACUCCGCAGCUUUCUGUGCAGAGGCUGCCGCCAGUUGACGGACAGGGCUGUCAAAUGUCUGGCACGUCGCUGCCCCAAUUUGGAGGCGAUCAAUCUACACGAAUGCAGGAAUAUAACGGACGACGCAGUCAGAGAACUGAGCGAACAGUGUCCGCGACUGCAUUACGUCUGCCUGUCGAAUUGUCCUAAUCUGACGGACGCAUCCCUGGUCACGCUGGCGCAACAUUGUCCACUCCUCAGUGUCCUCGAGUGCGUCGCCUGCACACACUUCACCGACGCAGGUUUUCAGGCUCUCGCGAAAAAUUGCAGACUACUCGAGAAGAUGGACUUGGAAGAGUGCCUUUUAAUAACAGACGCCACCCUCAUUCACCUGGCCAUGGGCUGUCCGAGAUUGGAGAAACUGAGUCUAUCGCACUGUGAGCUGAUCACCGAUGAAGGCAUCCGGCAGUUGGCUCUCUCGCCGUGUGCGGCGGAACAUCUGGCGGUGCUGGAACUGGACAACUGCCCCCUUAUCACAGAUGCCAGCCUCGAUCACCUUCUACAGGCCUGCCACAAUCUCGAACGCAUCGAGCUGUACGACUGUCAACUGAUCACCAGAGCUGGCAUACGUAGACUCAGAACACAUUUGCCCAACAUCAAGGUCCACGCGUACUUCGCACCCGUAACACCCCCGCCGAGUGCGGGCGCGUCUCGGCAACGAUACUGCCGGUGCUGCGUCGUUCUGUGAUUCCGCAUUCAAGUGACUCUGAUGUAAAUCGUCCGACGUACCACGCUAACGGUGGACAUUGUUUUGGUGAUCGCUGUGUUGCGGCGAUUGUGGGACCUUCUUCUCUUCUCUGGUUCGCCAGGCCGAGACUCCAGCUGGCCGCCUGCGUCGUCAACAGUAAGAGAACGAGCCUCGUCGUGAAUAAUCACGAAAUCCUUCGUGAAAUCUGUUCGAGCUACACACUCAACGAGUACAGUACAUCACAGUCAUUCACACGGUACAGAUACACGCGCGCAUACAUACACACACGUACACACAUACACACAGACACAGCCGCUACUGCAAUCAACUACUAUUAUCGCUGCUACUCUACCACUAGCCCGGUACCUAUAUACGCCGCUGUUGAACACUGUUUCGCGGUCGUUUAUCGUUUCUACUCGGAAAGACUCACACGUUGUUUAUCGAUAGCGCGCGUAAUCGCUGUCGUAAUUGUUCGCCUCGCUACGUGCGUCGAAACGAAGUUUCGCGAAGGAAAGAAAUUCCAGGCACUCGCUCUGGGGAUCGCUUACUCUUCUCGGUCACUCGUUAUAUACCGACACACCGCGACUAAAACAUGCAUAGCCGAGUGUCGUGCACGCGUCUCACAAACGCUCCGCUCCUAAAACGGGCCGACGUCUAUCGGACCAGCCCGUAUUUCUCGCGGUUGGAUGUUCCACCCGAUGCGUAAACAAAUGAAUAAUGGAAAAACGACAACCAUAUGUAUAUAUAUAUACACACACACACACACAUAUAUAUUUUUUUAGUCAAUGCAUCCUCUCUUCUGCUAUAGACGCUACUAUCGAAGAGAAACGCAGCGAUCCGUUCCGAACGACGAUGGGCGUCGCGUAAUCACGUCCAACGUCAGACUUUUCGAACACCGGGGAAUGUUGAUCCCAUUCGAACGUCUUUCGCGUUAACGUAGCCACUCGGUUUCCAAUCGAUAGACUGCUUUAUGCAUUCAUGGCAUUUAAUCUUAUGGAAAAUAUAUGCCAAAUGUCGUCUCCGGAAUAUAUGCACUUAUACUAAAUGAAACAUUCAUAUUACUGUUACUUUCUGAAAUACAGUCCUUUUUUAAAUAGACUCCCUUGUAACACAGUUCAUACGUUACGGGUUCUAUGAAAUCACGUUAUAGGAAAUCGUGUUAUACGAGAAUUUUCCUCGUAUAAGCGAAUAAUUUAACACGUGACCGUGACAAAGAACAAAAUAAACAAAAAUUGGUAGCGAUUUAGAUAACAAAAUAAAUUGGAAAAACGUGAAAUUUACGCAUCCAAAUAUACAACACACUAUAAAUCAUCGCACUAUCUGUAGCGCGUGAUAAAGACUCGUGUUAUAACGGAGGUUAACGUACAUUCUAUAUUCAUUUUGCAGGUGUUUUUCAUGUUAACAUGUCAUAAAUGCAUAAAAUCCGCAGUCUACCAAUCGAUGAUUCACAUGAGCGUAUGUAUGUGUGCGUGGGUGCGUGUGUGCGUUUGUUUCUGUAGCAGUUUCUCAACGAACACUGCCUGUUAUAAUGUUAUUAAUAUAAAGAAACAGAAAAUGCAAAAAAAUAUAGACGCAGAGGACACGAGAGCGUCGUAGGAAUCGCAGACUUUUUUGAAUCUCGUCGUGAAACCGUAGAUACCGUCGUUCGUUAGAAUACAUUGUACACCGUAUCUCCAGAAAGAAGGGGAACAAGAUCCUGGCCGCGUUCUGUUCAAGAUCACACGUGCGAUGGUAAGCGCCACCUGAUGGGUUUCUUUCCUUUCGCGAAAGCACGCGAAUCGCGAACAACAUACUUAACCAAAAUAGAAGCGAAGACUUCUCAAAAGAGAGAUACGAGAGGACAGGUACGCUAUUCGAAGCGUACAUCGCCCUCGAAAACUCGCGUUUAGUUGCUGCUGGCGUUUAGGCGGUGGCACGUUUCAGAUGAUGCAUUUUACGGUGAUUCGCGGACAGGCACAAACCAGCGUUGGGUAAAAUUUAAUCUACGAUUACGUUUACCGCGUAAUCGGGAAUUGUGAUCGAUUGUUAAUACUUUGAGUGCUGAGGAGGAAAUACAUUUUUCCUGUCGUGAACUCUGUCAAUUGAAUGUACAAGGUGUAACUACGUUAUAAUUGUAAUUCUUUUAAGCCAAAUUAAAUCACACGAAAUACUUAUUUUUAAACAUUCAUUAUUUUAUUAAUCAUAUUAAAAUGUAAUAUAAAUUUUAACUUGAAAAUAUAUUGACGAAUUUAAAUAUUUUAACGUAAUAAAUAUAACUGAAAGUAUGGAAAAGUUUAUAUUUAUAUUUUAAACAACAUAAUUGUGUCUCAAGCAUGCGGGAGAUCAAAAAGGUUAACAAACGUAUGUAUGCGUCCAUAGCCCACACUGAUAGCUUUCAUUGGACGCAUAUUUGCGACCACAGCACUCGAAGGGUUAACGAAUGAUCAGGCACGAUUUGCUUUGCAAUAUUACAAAGUACUGAUUUAUAAUUGCAGAUUGCAAAUGUAGUUUACGAUUACCGAUUGAUCCGUCAAUCACGAGUGAUUAUCACGAAAGUAAUCACGAAGUAAUCGCUGCCCAACUCCGAUACGGACACCGGUCUGCCUGCGAAUCGAGCCCCCUCUUCCCACAAAAAAAAAAACGAUACCGUAUUUUUCCCCGACGACCCGGACAUCUACAUACUCUUCUGUUUACUUUGUAUCUCCGUUUGUUUCUUUUCCUGUUUGUCUUUCUUCUUUUCUCUUCUUUUUUUUUUUUAACUUGUCAUGGACUAGGAGAGCACAGACUGACAAAACGAAUCAAAGCGUUAAUGCGUUGAACCGAUUCACUUCGGCCCAGCGACCGACUUGCUGGCCUCUCUUUUACUUUUUAAGCCUAGGUUACGUAAUGGUGGCGGUUACGAGAACCGUGGAAGCGUCCGGAAACGCGGAUCGCCGGACCUUUGGAUGCUCGUUCGCGUCACUCCGCGAUUAGGUGGCUACGCGUCGACGAGGCGACGUGGAAAUUCGUUCGUUCCUGCCUCUUUUCCACUUCGUCGUGGUUAUACGCGAUGCACAAAAGAAAAGCGUGGUGGAAAGAAAAUCGGUUCGCGAGACAAGGCGUGUCUCCUUCCCGCCGGAAAAAUCGUUUAAUCACCUUGACGCGAAGAUCGUUCGGGAAACGUAAUAGGUAAUAUUGAUUUCUAAGAAUAACUAUAUCGAGAGACAGGAAAUAUUGACUACUCUAGGUCACUUCCCCCGCUAUCGUUGGCAGCUGAGACGAGUGCCUCUGAAAGGUACACGCGGUUCAAUUAUUUUGUCCAUACUAAAGUAAUUAUUAUUAUUAUUAUCAUUACUAUUAAACAAUGUACAUGUAUUGUAUACAUGAAAACAGAGGCAGCUUAUCAACUUAACCUCGAAUUUAUUAUACAAAUAUAAAGAAACACGAACAGACAAGGUCGGACAACCACUCAAAUUCGCGAUCAGAAGCCGAGCUUAUUAAUUUUUAUGUUUCUUCAGUUUGAAGAAUCCAUCGAUUCGUAUACCUUGAUCAUCUCGAUAAACUUCUAAGAGCAUUUUACAUGCCGGAUGCAUAAAUUGAACGCCAACGGAUCAUUUACAGUCUCCGCAAUUGAAAUUUAGCGCGCACUAGUUUAUGUGUCUAUCAAAGACACGUCCGAACGUUCCGAAUGAACAGUUUCGAUGAAACAAGUACUUACAAAAGAAUAUAAGAAUCAUUUUUGUUUCCGCUGUUCCUUCGUGUUUUCCUUAACACAUUGUACGCCGACCUUCGCUGUCGCGGAAUUUCCAGUCUAUCGUUCUAAAUGUAUACAGGUUUUAUGCGUUGCUAUGUAUGUAACUGUUGUCGUUUGUUUGUUUUUUUCUGCAUUUGUUCUACUCCUUAAAGAAACAAGAUACAAACGGACAAAAUUUGUAUAUUUUAUUUCAUCUGCUUUUAAACAUCUAAAGCUAGUGCCGGUACUCAGUCUUUCAGCGGUUGAUAUUUACUCGGUGUACAAUGUGUUCAGAAAAUGAUAAAAUUUAACGCAAUGCUUAUUUAACUAGAUGUAUUGUAAUCAUUUUAGAACGGCGAUAUACAUAAUAAGGGCUGAUUUUUUGUCGUAGAGAAAAUCCUUGGAAGAAUCACUGAUGUUUUGGGAUAAAGCCGGGGAUAGCGUGGGAUUCUGUGCACUGCCUAACCACUAAAACCUUUAUCGUGUCCCUGGAAACGUCAAUGAUACGUUGUUCAGUGUUCUUUUCCCUCGCACACCUGCGCCAAUCCGGUGGUUUAACCCUUUGCGCUCGGGUGGCGCCUGUAGGGCGACAUAUGUAAUUUAAGAGUGAUUUUGUGAACGUACAAUUUGAAAUUCACAUACAUCAGAAUACAACUGAUUAUUAAUUGAAAUAAUAAUACAUUGAGGCAUGAAUGUUCGUAGAUGUUUUUCUUCGAAGUAGAGUUUUUGGUUUCACAGAAAUUUAUUAUAAAAAUGGACUUGAUUUGAUUCUAUAGAAAAAUGCCUCGAGCGCAAAGGGUUAACAACCAUUUCCGUUCUAUAGCUCUCCUUCAUCUUGACGACGGGACGAGAACUCUCGGGCUGUGUGCAAUGAUGUUUUCGUGAAGUAUACCGUAGCAUUCGUUUGAAAUUUACUUCUCCAAUUUACUAAGAACAUCCGAAUGUAGUAAACGCGAAAGAGGCACGGAAAGGUCAAGUUUACGUUUUAAGAGAGUUGAUGAAUUACGCUGAUCGUGUUGGUCCAAGUGGCUGAAUUGGCUGAAAAUGCAGUUCGUGAUGACAAGAAAACCAGAAUCAUUCCGAGGCAUCAGAACUUGCCAUCCGUAAUGACGAGAAAUUGAACAAAUUGCUUGCUGGCGUAAGCGUCGCUCAAGGUGGUAUAUUACCGAACCUACAAGCCGUUUUGUUGCCGAAGAAAACCGAAAAGAAAGCUUAACACAUUAAUACAAAUAGCAAGCACCACCGAACGAUCGUCUACGGCCUAUUGUGAGUGUAAAGCAGCGAAGAAACGGGCAUUCUCCUAACACUGUUGCGGUUAUCGGUCGUUAGGACAAUGAUGGAGGACAAACAAUCUCAAACGGACUCGAAACCUACGGGUUUGAUGUAACAAGCAGAGCGUAUAUUGAGUUCGGUACCUUGUUGUUGUCUUAUGCAUUAGUAACAUUGAAUCCGAGAGCAACACUCCUUGCAAUUGCACAUGACUAGAGUUUUACGGGGGCUCCAAGUACUUGCCUCAAUGAAAUAUGAUAAUAGAGAGGGUUAGUUUCUCCUUUCUCGUUUUUGGCCGGGUGACUCCACUGUCCUCUCCCUGGAAGGCGACCGGCGGUAGAUCCUGCCGUUCUCUCCAUCCCAGGGCGGCCAGGAAGAGUCCCUGUACUCUCCCGUUAAUCAGGCGACCGGCGGUAAUUCCAGCCGUUCUCUCCUGAGCUGCUAAAGGCGUCCGAAAGCUAGGCUUCGUACUCUCCUUACUCAUUAGGCGACCGUGGUAAUUACCUCGUUCUCUCCUAUGAGUACAGCAAAGAAUGCCCCGUCCGCUACGGCGAGAGCGAUUCUUAUACCCGAUCGUUGCUAACAGACCGCAGUCAAUCAACAAGCCGCGUUACUAUGCGGGCGCGUUCGCGAGCGUUCGCGAGCGUUCGCGAGCGUUCGCGAACGUUCCCCGCUCGCCCGACCCCGCUCGCCUACCGAUGGUCGAGAAAUUUCGAUCGCGAUUUUCUGGUAUUGUUACACUUCUUUUUUUAUAAUCAAUGAUUUUCUACAUAUUCUCGGAAAUCUAGAAUAGAUAUAGUCCAAACAACAAUUAUUAGUUUAUAUAAUUUGCGAAAUUAACAAGAAAAUACGAAAACUUGGUAGAAAUAUAGAAGUAAGUAUUCGUAUUCUUCUUAUUGACGAACUGUUUCGUACAAAUUAGAAAGCAUGAAAUUUCCAGUAAAUAGGGAAAUGGAAGAAAAUCCCAUCCCGAAUAACGUCAACAUUUUAAUGUGUAACAUGUUAAUUUAAAUUUCGUUACUUUAUAUAAAUAAUUAAUUUUUUUGUACUGUGUCUGUUCUAGAGAUUUUCGAGAAUAUGUAGAAUGUCAUUGUUUAUAAAAAAUAAGUUAAUAAAUUGCAAUUUUACAUAAUUUUCUUUUAAAUUGAUCGGUGUACGAAUACUUUCUACACCCACUGUAGCUUGCCCAAAGUGAAUUCCACGCAGAGCUCUAAGGCGCGUAACACGCAACUCUAAAUCCCCCCUAUCAUAUCUAAAGUUCGAGGACCACCGUAAUGGUUUUAGUCCACUCUCCUGGCUAGUGAGACCAGCAAAACGAUGAUAGCAAGAACUAAACCUCGUUGAAUUCAUGUAACUCCGAUUCAUCCAGCUUCGAUUUAUUGAGACAGGCAAUGAAAAGGCUCGUUGCGAUUGCAGUCGUCGUAAAGACUUUAGUAGCUUAACCCAAACUCGAAGUAGAAGAGUCUUCUGUGUUUCUGCUGCACCGGGAAGGUUGUCAAAUGGUCCACGCCUACAAAUGGACGGCGAACAUGUCCCUUGGAUUGGGAAGGAGAAUAUUAUUAUUUUAUUAUUCUUUCCAAUCGGGGAGCCAGGUGCCAGAAAACAGUGAUGGGUACUACCCUAGACUUCGAAUAAAUCUGAAGUUUGCCUAGAAAAUGUUCAACAGAAGAAACGAGACAAACAUAUCGGCAAACUUCAGAUUUAUUCGAAGCCUAGGGUUUUGUCCAUCACUGUCAGAAAGUACCCAGAAACGCCAGUGGCUAUCAAAGCCAGAGUCCAAACAUUUCAUCCACAACCUCAUCCUUGCUUAAACCUCGCCUACUCGGAUCGUGGCUGGGGGUGGCUUUCACCGAGAAGAAUAAAAUCCUAUUAACCUCGGUUUUAUGGAAACUCGCUGCCAGUCUCAUCUCCAAGAUCUUGCCAACAAGAUUUUGCAAAGGAAGAUGGUUCUCUCUCACUCCUUUUCGAUGACAAGUACCAAUAUGUCAUCUGCAUAACGUAUGAUGCUCAAUAGCUUGCAGAAUUGUAUCGUAUCCGUGCGUCAUCAUUACACCAAACAAGCGUUUCAGUUUGCACAUGAAUGCUAUACAAACGCCUUGGAAAUACUCCUCUCAAUGGAGAUCGUCGCUUUAUCCACCUCUGCUACACUUCGAAACGGAUAUCUAUCACGCGAGUUAUGUCAAGGUUUUCGAUACGAAACGACACAACCGAUGGUCCACUUUAAUGGCUUUAACCGUAUAGGCAAGCAAACGUUUAUCGUCGUCUUUAAUGCUUACAUAUCAUCUUCAGCAAUUUUAUUCACUUCUUCGACUUCAAAGUACGCAAUUCCAGGGCUGGCGCAAGGUUCGGGUUUAUGAGGCCCUCCGGUUUACGAAAAUUAUCCAAUUAAAAGGCACCGAUUGUGAUUAACUUUUUACAGAACGAUGAUACCAUUGCAACAGAUGCAAGACAUUUUUUUAUAGUAACGACGAUUCAGUUUGCAGGAAUGACAAAAAUCAUCAAAGUAUUAUUAUUUAAUAUUCAUCUUAUCAAAAAUAUAUAAUAUGUAACAGCAUUUAGGACACCGCAAAAGGUCACGCCGGCCCAGCACAAUUAAAUCAGUGUACACGCUUACUGCGAUUAGCGAUCCUCUUCCCGUCUUUGGGUUAAGUGUACUGAAUAUCCAUGGCUGGGCGAUUCUUGAUACCUUGAAAAAUAUUGUAAGUGCCUUACCGUCACGAUCCAGACUAUCUUUAUUCUAGCCAUCGAGUACGAUAUCGUCAGAAUUCAAUGCAGGUUGUCCGCGUGGCACCCACGAGCAAAAGGGUUUGGAAAUGUUAAAGUGUCGUAAAUCCGGCCAGCGGCAUGUAUUAUUAUGUCAUUAUCUAUCCAGGUAUUUUAUUGGACAACAGGAACAUAUUUCUGAUGGUUAUUCGAAAAAGUUUACAGAUUAUUCACGUAGCCAACAGACCUUGGCAACUUGAACAACGUGUCCAUAUGAGAUAGACGUUCCGAAUCUCGAUGAAACAAACGAAUGGUGUCUAUGUCACUCAAAACUGUUUGACUUUCAGGGUAUACCUGCGUAUACCUUUCCUUUUGGUCAGAGAGAGCAUCCGAUAAAGCUUACUGAAAAGGAAUGUCCCACAACCGUGGUAUUGCCUUCCAUGCGUUAAACUAAACCGUUAACAGCGGAUAAUUCUUGAUCUAAUUGUAAGCCAACACCUUUUGUCGACAUUGCGAGCGGGACACUGCAAAAUGUGUCACAUUAUUUUAAUACUAAAAUUAACAAGCCAAUCGAUUCACCCAGAUGACACCAGACCCGAUACAUUUUGAACUUCUUUUUACAAUUAUUUUUUGUUGCAAGUCUUUAAAUAUAACUAUCGAAUGAACAUUAGGUAUACUUUUAUAGUAAUUUUAAGGUGUAGGAGAACGAUGCAUGUCGUGGAAUUUGUACACAAGGACGUACUCUCGCGUUCAGUCCUCGCAAAAUUGGCUAAAAGUAAGCAACCUCCCUGCGUGUGUAUACAUAUAAAUAGUAAAGGGCACUCAAACGCUUCACCAUCUUUCGUUAUGAGCCUGCUUCCAAAAAUCAAGAAUUGAAAAACAAUGUGGGACAAUUUUUGAUCAAGGAAAGUAUAUUUAAACAUGUAACACACCAAAUUUUGACGGUCAUUUGGGGGUCUACUAAGUCAUUUACUAAAUUUGUUGGAGCAAAAUUAGCAAAACUUGUUCUGGAUCUAUUGUUUUAACACUUUAUUUACCGGGAGCCUAUUUAUAGGCUUUUUAAUUGCAGUAUUUAGUUAUUCGAAUUUAUUUACUGUGUUGAUGGUUGUCUACUUACAAUGUUCAGUGCUUGGUAACAGUAUGAAGGAAUUAUUGUCAGGCUAGAUUGGCAUAUGCUACUGUAAACAAUUCUUUUUUUAAUUAAAGUCUGCUUCUAAAUAGCCCGGUAGAUAAAGUGUUAAUAUUUAACUCACGUAUCGUAUGCCCUGGUAGCGUUUAAAAAGCUCAGGAACAUGUGCACUAUAAUGCAUAUGAUUAACAUAAAUAAGAUGUGGCCAAACGGUGGGGAUAGUGACCUUGAGAAUAACAUUUCUUGACUCGUCUAGAACAAUAGCAAACGUAUUCUGCAUACACUUAGCAGACACCAUGUAUAUACAGUAAUAUACGAUAUGUAUGUCUAACAUAAGCGAAGAAAAAGAAUUCUUGUGAAGUUUACUGAGAAAGUUUUAUGUAAUCUAGAACAUUCAAUGGCUUCACAAAUUCCGACACUUAUCGUUCAACUCAGGUGUUAUUUAUUUAUCCAUAUAAUAACUGAACGAGUACUUUUUCAGAAAAUAAAAUAAAAUUCAUACAA